Molecule: messenger RNA, 6258 nt
Organism: Tripterygium wilfordii
Lineage: Eukaryota; Viridiplantae; Streptophyta; Magnoliopsida; Celastrales; Celastraceae
Product: calcineurin-binding protein 1
Exons: 19
Coding region: 137-6046 (1969 amino acids)
Biological process (GO): chromatin organization
Cellular component (GO): nucleus
Molecular function (GO): nucleosome binding; protein binding
Source: RefSeq, a predicted model, not a curated record
UUCCAGCCCAAAAUGGGGAAUACCCAACUGGUUUAGGGAAAACCUAACCCCAGUGAAAACUGGAACGAUGGUAAUAAACCUCCCCGCCUAAAUCCCCGACUGAACACUCGAAGAAAUUCGCUGCACGCCUUGAGAGAUGUUCUCAAUUGCAGCUAUCAACGAUACCGACUCUAGAGAGCAAUGGGAACCCUUAGGUCCCACCAAAGAAGCCCAGGAGUUUCAUCUUACACAAACUUAUCAUGAGGGGCUUCUCAAAUUACAAGCUAAAGAGUAUGAUAAAGCUCGUGAGCUUUUAGAAACCGUGUUAAAAGAUCCUCUGAUUUCAAAUGCCCAGGUGGAUACCAGUGCCAGUGAUGGUCAUAUGUUACAACUCAGAUUUUUGGCACUGAAGAACCUCGCCACUGUUUCCCUCCAGCAAGGUUCUGACUAUUAUGAGAGUGCUCUGCAUUGUUAUCUUCAAGCAGUAGAGAUUGAUACCAAAGAUUCGGUCAUUUGGAAUCAGCUGGGAACAUUAGCUUGCUCAAUGGGUUUGCUGAGUAUUUCCCGUUGGGCUUUUGAGCAAGGACUUCUCUGCAGCCCCAAUAAUUGGAAUUGCAUGGAGAAACUGUUGGAAGUUCUUAUUGCUAUUGGUGAUGAAGUUGCAUGUCUUUCUGUCACAGAGUUGAUCUUACGGCAUUGGCCAUCACAUUCUCGAGCUGUGCAUGUCAAACAUACUAUUGAAUUAUCAGAGCCAAUUCCUUUUGCUCCUAGAGGAAUAGAUAAGCUGGAACCUAAACACGUGCGACUUAAAUUUGCUGACAAGAGAAAAGCAAGCGAUGUGAAUUUAGACGUCCAUCUUAGUAAAAAAAUAAAGCAGAACCUAGAGCUGCAGCUGGCUGAAGCUUCGUGGGCAGCUCUCAUUAAUGCACUUUUGGAAAUCUUAUUUCCAUUAAAUAGGCGUGAUUCAGAGAUUGGGUCUGAAUUGCUGUAUAGAUCGGGUGAUGUUGAGUUAAUGAUACACUUACCUUCUACAUCUGAUGUUGCUAUGGGGCCUUUGCAGAGUAAUAGGCUUGAAUCAAGCCCUGUUGGUGAAAACAAUCCUUGUGAAACUAGGAAUGCAGAUGUUGCCAAAGAAGAGGAAGCAAAUAUAUUUGAAGAACAGCCACAGGAGAGGAGGAGCACUCGUCUUGAAAGACUUAGGAACCAAAAACCCGGAAAAGAAGAACUGGAUACUGGUGGCAAAGAUGUAGCAAAACUUGUACUCCAAUUUCUUAAACCUUUUACUUUCAUCGGCGCUGAAAACGAAGACUCUGACAGCACUGUUGAUACUUCUGUGUCAUGCUCUGAUCAAUCUAAUUCUUUGGACGCGGAACACUAUGAUGUUGCCAAAUUCUUGAGAAAAAGUGCAAAAAAUUUUGGUGCUUACCAUAUGGGCCACUUGCUUUUAGAAUAUGCUGCAAGUAAAGGCCUUAUUUACCAUGAUGCGCUUGUCAAAAUUCUGGAUUUGGAGAAGUUGACAAGACAUUGGGGAGAAGACAGGACCCCUGAGUGUAGUCUUUUCCUUGCGGAGCUGUAUUAUGACCUUGGAUCUUCUCCUUCCAAUUCUCCCAGACUGAAUGAAUACAUGUCUGAAGCAUCCUAUCAUCUGUGUAAAAUAAUUGAAGUGGUAGCCUUGGAUUAUCCUUUUCAGUUGACUCGUGUAUCUGAAAAUGAAGGUUGCUCUUCAGUUAUGGGAAUUCCAGGUACUAAUACUGCAUCAGCCAAUGAAUCCAUUUGCCAGAAUUCACUUUUGGAAAGUCCCUUCUGGAUUCGGUACUUCUGGUUGAGUGGACGAUUGUCAAUCUUUGAGGGCAACAAGGAAAAAGCUCAGGAAGAACUCUGUGUUUCCCUGUCUCUUUUGGAAAAGAAGGCAAGUGCAGUGGAGUUCAUUAUCCAUCUGCCACACUGCAUCUUUAUUAGAGAUAUUACUGUUGAUAAGAUUCACCAUGAAAUUAAUUUAUUGAAAGUUGGUUUCUUGCUUGAGAAAACUAUAGGUAAGAUGAUUGAGAAAGAAAUGUACACAGAGUGCAUAACCUUGCUUGCUCCACUUAUCUUAUGUACAAAAGAAGUUCACCUGGAUGUAUUACUGCAACCUGCUGCUGAUAAGAAAGGUGAAAUGAUUGCAUCUCGUGAACUAUCGGCGCUAGACACUCUAAUUAAAUCAUGUGAGAAGACAAGGCCAGUGGACUCUGUGGUCUACUUAAAUUGUCACCAACGAAAGCUGCAAAUACUCAUGGCGGUAGCUAACACAGGUGAAUGCAAACCUCUCCUUCAGAAGCUUGGAUUAAAAAAACUUUCUGGUUCUGAUGUAAUAUCAAAAGAAAAUUCAAGCGAGCACUGGAAUUACUUGGUUUCGGAGGAAGUGAAGGCAAUCUCACAAUGUGUCUCACUAGUGAAGAUUGGUCUAUAUGGAGAUUCUAAUGGCGUAUCUGAUAUAGUGAGCAUUGUUGGUGAUAUUCAAUCUUUACUGCUGGCAGUCAUGUGCCAUGUUGCAAGUAAUUACUUCCUUAAACAGUCUUCUGCGCCAGUGAUUGCUGAUCAAGUACUGGCAGGGCAAAAGCAAAGAUGCUGCUUUGUCGAUGCAGCUGUUGCAUUCUGCAAACUUCAACACCUUUACCCAAGCAUACCUGUUAAAACUCAAGUUGAACUGAUUGUGGCAAUCCAUGAUUUGCUUGCUGAAUAUGGGAUCUGCUGUGCUGGUGAUGGAAGUGAGGGGCAGGAUGGAACAUUUCUUAAAUUUGCAAUAAAGCAUCUCUUGGGUUUGGACAUGAAGAUCAAAUCCAACGUGGACUCUUCGGACAGGGAAACAAUUGAAUUUGACAAGCACAUUUCUCAGCAUAGUCAUGUUUUUGAUGAGACUGAGAUCAAAGGAACUAGUACUGGAGAAAAUAAUGCUUUUGAUGAAAUUACUCCUGAAAGGAUAUCAUCUCUCACAAGUCGGGUGAAGGAUAACACUGGAGUUGAAUGUCUACUUUUUUGCGGUGAUGAUGGCACGAUUAAAAAUCAAGAAAAAACAAGCGAUCAAACUAUUGAAAGUGGAAAGGAACUUACUGAAGAUGAAAGGGAGGAACUUGAGCUAUUAAUUGACGGUGCUUUGGAUCAGUGUUUUUUCUGUCUAUAUGGUCUAAAUCUUAGGUCAGACUCAUCCUAUGAGGAUGAUCUGGCUGAGCACAAAAAUACUAGCCGCGGAGAUUACCAAACCAAGGAGCAAUGUGCUGAUGUUUUUCAGUAUAUACUGCCGUGUGCUAAGGCUUCUUCUAGAACAGGAUUGGUUAAACUUCGUAGGGUGUUAAGAGCUAUACGCAAACACUUUCCUCAGCCUCCUGAAGCUGUUUUAGAUGGAAAUGCAAUAGAUAAAUUCUUAGAUUAUCCUGAUUUAUGUGAAGACAAACUCUCUAAUGAAGCUGGAUCAGAAGGGUAUCUUGGAACCAUAACAAAACUAUUGUUACCUGACAUGGGUAGUCUUAAAGAGUACAAGAGAUCACUAGCUGUGAGCUCUGAGCCGUAUUUGGAGGUCUACAGCAAUUUGUAUUAUUUUCUAGCUCAGUCUGAGGAAACAAAUGCAACUGAUAAGUGGCCUGGCUUUGUCCUCACAAAGGAAGGGGGAGAAUUCGUGCAGCAAAAUGCAAAUCUCUUCAGAUAUGAUCUGCUGUAUAAUCCUCUACGCUUUGAGAGUUGGCAACGACUUGCAAAUAUCUAUGAUGAGGAAGUAGACUUGCUGCUAAAUGAUGGCAGUAAGCACAUAAAUGUGGCCGGAUGGAGGAAGAAUGCUACUUUACCUCAGAGAGUUGAGAUGAGUAGGAGGAGGAGUAGGCGUUGUCUACUAAUGAGUUUGGCUUUGGCAAACACGCCAGCUCAGCAGUGUGAGAUACAUGAGUUACUGGCAUUGGUAUACUAUGACAGCCUUCAGAAUGUGGUACCAUUAUAUGAUCAGAGAUCUGUUAUUCCCUCCAAGGAUGCUGCAUGGAUGAUGUUUUGUGAGAACUCUUUGAGACAUUUCAAGAGAGCUUUCACACACAAGCAGGAUUGGUCCCAUGCAUUUUAUAUGGGGAAGCUAUGUGAAAAGCUCGGUUACUCACAUGAGAUCUCAUUAUCAUAUUAUGAUAAAGCUAUUGCUUUGAACCCGUCUGCUGUGGAUUCUGUGUAUAGAAUGCAUGCGUCACGCUUAAAGAUACUUUGUGCGCAUGGGAAACAGAACAUGGAAGCUUUAAAGGUUGUUUUGGGAUAUUGCUUUAGUCAGCCAACAAAGGUUGCUGUCACAAACAUUCUUACUAGUGUCAGUCCUGAAACCUCUCAGUUGCCGGAUGAUGUCAUGGACAGAAGCUGCCAGGUUUCUUCUGAAAGAAAGCGUGAAGAGUCAGUUCAAAUGGAAGAGAUGUGGCACAUUCUUUACAAUGACUGCCUUGCUGCGCUAAAAAAUUGUGUUGAAGGGGAUCUCAAACAUUUUCAUAAGGCCAGAUAUAUGCUUGCUCAAGGGCGAUAUAAAAGGGGUUUAUCGGGUGAUCUGGAAAGGGCAAAGGAUGAACUUUCCUUUUGCUUCAAAUCAGCUCGGUCGUCCUUCACAAUAAAUAUGUGGGAGAUUGAUGGAAUGGUAAAAAAAGGAAGACGUAAAACAGCAGGUUGCUCUGUGAACAAAAAGGCCCUGGAAGUCAACUUGCCCGAAAGUUCUCGAAAAUUUAUCACUUGCAUAAGAAAGUACUUGUUAUUCUAUUUGAAACUGUUGGAGGAGACUGGGGAGGUAUCCACCCUUGACCGUGCUUAUGUAUCUCUUCGGGCAGAUAAGAGGUUUUCCCUUUGCAUUGAAGACGUUGUACCUGUUGCACUUGGGAGGUAUAUCAAGGCCCUAAUUUCAUCCACGCAUCAAGCCGAAACCAUUGACUCUGGUGCCAUGAGCUGCUGUGAGCAUCACCUGGAAAAGAUAUUUGCUCUAUUCAUGGAACAAGGGACCUUAUGGCCAGAGAUAUGUGUUUUGCAUGAGACCAGGAGCCCGGGGUUUUCAGAGAGCAGCUUAUAUGGAUUUCUCCACGAAUAUAUUUUCUCAUUGGAGAAAGAUGGAAAGCUUGAUACACUUGAAAUGAUAAACGAGAAGAUUCGAAAACGCUUCAAAAAUCCAAAGUUGUCAAAUGGUAACAAUGCAAAAGUUUGCAGGCAUGCUUCCAUCGCCUGGUAUCGAUCUCUCAUUAUUAGCUUGGCAUUAAUCACUCCCUUGCAAUCUGGACUCUCUAGUGAGAUUCAAGUCUUUAACCCAUCAGAUAGUGGAUUGGAUAAUCGCCUGCUUUAUAUAGAUCUGCAGGUCAAUGAAUUAUGGACCUCAUUUUUUGAGGACUCGAGCAAAUAUGAGAGUCUUGAAACGAAAUGGAGUCCAGUACUAAGUAAAAUUAAGAAUAUAGGGAUCAGGAAGGCUUCUGAUGAAAAUUUAGAGAUGGCCAACUCUUUGCUUAAAAGUUCUUACAAUUUCUAUCGGGAGAGCUCCUGCAUAAUGUUCCCAUCUGGUGUGAACCUAUACUUGGUGCCAUUUCGAUUAGUAACAGGAGCACAAUUUCAGUUGGGCAUGGAUGGUGUUGAAGUUCUUGAUAUUAGUAUUCCAAGAAAACUUCUUUUGUGGGCUUACACGCUAUUACAUGGUCGCUGUGCAAAUAUCUCAGUUGCCAUUAAGCAUUGUGAAGAAAUUGCAAAGAAGCUGAAAAAAACUGCCGGAACAGCUUCAGUUUCUUCAAAUAGUAGUGUAACAAAUACCCCUACCUCUCACACAGGUAGCGGAAAAGAUGGAAUAAACCAGGGUGGGGAAAGCGAAGCAGAGGUUUCUACCGGGGCUGCAGUGGCAGCUAUCCCGGCAUUGGACUGGGAGAGUGCACGUUAUUUAAAUCCACCACCCUUGUCUUCAAGUGAGCAAAUUGGCUUAUCUGCUGUUUCUCAAUUACAUCAUUGUAACACAGUUACCCAAUUGAGCACUGCAGUUCAUGGAGCAGAAGAUCCGGACAAAAGUCACAAAACCCAACCGGACCCUCAACAAAAUGCCGGGAACUGAUUGUUGUAAAAUUGUAAAUAUUUGUUACAUAUGUUCUUCCUUUAACAUGUUCUGUAAAAAAUACAUUGCAAUUGUACAUUAUGGUGAAGAGUCUUUCUAUUAGGAUUAGUGUGCUACUAAUUAAACCACUGUCAGAUUUUUUGUUUUUCAGAGAGAGAAAGCAGUUAUGAACUUUGAAUAACGUUGUGAAGUUUAUAAAUAAAAUUGUGCAA